GGGGCGAAGUGAAAUUCAUUCACCCUACAGAAAAAGAAGUUUUGACAGCGGUGUGAAAAAGGGUAAAACUAAGGAAAGGCAGACGGUUUUUUCAGUUUAUUUUCUCCGGCAACAAUGUCAUGCUCAAGCAUUUUUUGAUCUCUUACGAACACAAAGACCCUUCUCUCCCCUCUCUUAAGCAAUCCAAUCGCCUGGCGAAAUUCGUAAGCUCUGAAACCCUAGUGUCAUCGCUCUCUGCAUCUCUAUGGAUUUCAAGGAUUUCUAUUGUGUCGCUUCAAAUUCAAGAUUUGUGAAGUGGCAGAUGCCAUAAGUUCUCCUAGAGUUGCUCAAGAAAUUGGUUUCUGCCUAGUGUGUGACUUUGAAUUGAGCAACUUUUUACAUCAUGAUGGGGACCUUGCAUCGGAGUGGGUUUUUAAAGAAGUCAAACGACAUUGUCCGGAUCAUUGUAACAACCAUCAUGGGAAUGCUCUUAGGGUACUUUAUGGGUGUUUCAUUCCCUUCUGUUUCCUUAAGUAAGAUCAAUUUACCUUCAAGUUUAAUGCCAUCUGCCAAUGUAGCCUUUAGUGAUGAUCUUCCUACAUUGACGCGUACUUAUCCUGAAGAUCGUGUUUUGAAUGAUACCCCUCCAACACCUAAGAUCUAUCUUCCUACAAAUCCCCGUGGUGCAGAAUCUUUACCACCGGGAAUUAUAGUCUCAGAAUCAGAUUUUUAUCUGCGAAGAUUAUGGGGUAACCCAAGUGAGGAUCUGAGAAAGAAGCCGAAGUACCUAGUAACAUUUACAGUUGGUAUUAAUCAAAAGAACCACAUUGAUGCAGCUGUGAAGAAGUUUUCUGAGGAUUUUCAAAUUCUGCUUUUUCAUUAUGAUGGCCGGACAAGUGAAUGGGAGCAACUUGAGUGGUCACGGCGUGCCAUACAUAUCAGUGCUAGAAAACAAACAAAGUGGUGGUAUGCCAAGAGGUUUCUGCAUCCAGAUGUUGUAGUUCCUUAUGAUUAUAUUUUCAUUUGGGAUGAAGAUCUUGGAGUUGAACACUUUGAUGCUGAGAAGUAUAUUGAAUUGGUUAAGAAACAUGGUUUAGAGAUUUCUCAACCUGCGCUUGAACCCAACAGUGGACUGACAUGGCUAAUGACAAAGAAAAAAGAUAACAGAGAAGUUCACAAGGAUACAGAGGAGCGCCCUGGGUGGUGCAGUGAUCCAUAUCUGCCCCCAUGUGCUGGCUUCGUAGAAAUUAUGGCUCCAGUAUUUUCUCGUGAAGCUUGGAGAUGUGUUUGGUAUUUGAUUCAGAAUGACUUGGUACAUGGAUGGGGAUUGGACUUUGCACUAAGAAGAUGUGUGGAUCCUGCCCAUGAAAAAAUUGGUGUUGUUGAUGCACAGACGAUUUUGCAUCAAGUGAUUCCAUCACUAGGAAAUCAGGGAGAGGUUGGGGACGGGAGACCUGCAUGGCAAGGGGUACGAGAGAGAUGCAAAAAUGAGUGGACGCUUUUUCAGGAUCGCUUAGCUACUGCAGACAAGGCAUAUUUCACACAGCUUUAGAGUAGUCAGCUAUGAGUUGAUGCCGAUCUAUUUGUACAUGUUUUUUUUUUCCAAUUCCUACCAUUACCUUGAGUGGUGUUUAAUGGUUGUUAGAGAUAUUAAAUAUUAAAUGAUUCUCCUCUCUAAUAGCUUAAGCUUUUAGAUGAGGUAUUAAUUCAACAUGGUCCUAGAGAGUCAACAAAAGGUCCUAGGUUCAACUGUUACUGAGAAAGGAAAAAACGCUUCACGUGCUAGGCUUGGCUAAAGAUUACUAGCUGACAUGAGAGACCGUGCUAGAGAUAUGAAAUGUUAAAUGAUUUUCCACUCUAAUAGUUUAAGUGUUUAGCUGAGGUGGUCAUUCAACAAUAGCUUAAUUCUUUUAUGAGGGUUGUGCCCAUUUUUCAGCUGUAGGGUAGCCAUAUUACGGAGAAUGUAAAAGCACCAUUAGAUGCAGAAAGUGAACUUCAUUUAUUUGUGCAGAAGUAGAUAUAGGAUUCAAUUAAAUUUUGCUUGCUUAGAAUAUUAGUAAUUAGUUAUUUUUCCCUGUUGACAUUUUAUAUUUACAGAGCUUGUUUU
Messenger RNA from Sesamum indicum (sesame), 2086 nucleotides. RefSeq lists its product as uncharacterized. Lineage: Eukaryota; Viridiplantae; Streptophyta; Magnoliopsida; Lamiales; Pedaliaceae. The record is from RefSeq and is a predicted model, not a curated record.